Lytechinus variegatus (green sea urchin) is the source of this 1069-nucleotide messenger RNA. RefSeq lists its product as uncharacterized. Lineage: Eukaryota; Metazoa; Echinodermata; Echinoidea; Temnopleuroida; Toxopneustidae. The coding region runs from base 35 to 1069 and encodes 344 amino acids. The record is from RefSeq and is a predicted model, not a curated record. The transcript is spliced from 2 exons.
GAAUAUCGUUUCUGUACACGUGGUUGUAAAAUGAAUGUACAUUUUGUUCUAUUUUGUGGACUGGACUCCUGCUCAGUAUCGUACAUACAAAAUGACAAUGUAUAUUCAGAGGUGGGUAGCAAUACACGUAAGUGUGAUUGUCUUAUUCUCCUGUCAAGCUGGAUGUGAUGGCGAAAUACAGCACAUAGACGCAAUAGAAGGAAAACGUGCGGAUAUGGAUUUUCCAUAUCCCUGUGACAGCACAAGAAUAACUCUCCAGAAUGGUAAUAGUAUGCCAUUCUUCAACUCGGGGAAUUCCUCGUUAGUUUUCCCAAGAAACUACAUCAUUACAAAUAAUAAUGAUACUACCAGGUGCUCUCUGCACCUUGCUAUUUCACCAGUUACAAGAGACGACAGAGGUGGUUACAUCAUGACCCCAUACAAGAACGGUAAUCAGCAACCAGACGUCAAGAUAUACUUAAACGUUGACUUUUCUCAUGGAAAAGCAUGGUGUUCCUCAAGCACCAUCUCCAUCGGAGGAGAAUGGAUCAAACUGAGCUGUACAGCUUCAGCUGAUGCAAUUCCACGGCAGAUCUCAUGUUGGCAAGAUGGCAUGAGGCUACCCAAACUGGAGCCAACAGAUGAGAACAAAGGAGGACAGUUAUUACAACAUCAAGACAUAUUUGCCAGAGUAUCUGGUCCUGUACACUGCUGUUCCCACGGCAUUGACCGGAACCAGACACGAUGCGAGUGCAAGGACUGUGCAUGGGAUCCUCUUCAAAAUGGGCCAAUGUAUGACAUACCUGAACCUUGUCCCCAGUCCACACAACCUCUACCCUCUACACCGGACGUAAUGAAUCCUCGAACCACUGAGGCACACAGCAACUCUACUAGCAAUUUAGAUUGUAAAACAGGCCAUCUGUGGUACACCACCAGUACAAUUUUUCUUAUAAUUUCAUUAUUUAUUAACAUCGCUCAGUGGAAGCAACGCUCUGUGCUUAAGGCACAACUGAAGACAAUUCUGCAGAGACAGCCCUCGCCUGAGAAAGAAUCUGAGACACCUUUGCAGGAUAUUGAAAACACAACAUAA